This is a messenger RNA of Daktulosphaira vitifoliae (grape phylloxera), 3290 nucleotides long. It is a transcript of the gene Mad1, whose product is annotated as mitotic spindle assembly checkpoint protein MAD1. Gene Ontology annotation, biological process: mitotic spindle assembly checkpoint signaling; attachment of mitotic spindle microtubules to kinetochore. NCBI's taxonomy places the organism in Eukaryota, Metazoa, Arthropoda, Insecta, Hemiptera, Phylloxeridae. The transcript has 14 exons. Gene Ontology annotation, cellular component: kinetochore; nuclear envelope; mitotic spindle. The record is from RefSeq and is a predicted model, not a curated record. The coding region runs from base 332 to 3037 and encodes 901 amino acids.
UUUACAAAAAUAUUUGUACUCUAGGAAUAGUAAGCUGUAGUGUAACCUCUCUAUUUUAAGGUAUUCAAGAUUAUGAUUCAUAGCCCGAAUUAAAUUUAUCAAUUAUUAUUAUUAUUAUUAGUGUAUUUAAUAGGGUUAUAGUGUACUUUAUUCUGUAAUAUCAGUGAUUUAAUGUCUACACUAAAUUAAAUUUUUAUUAUACGGAAUACUUCAAUUGUAGGCAGCAGCACCGAGCGGUCACUUUCAUAUUGGAUUGUUUCGUAAUUUUCGACAAAUUGGAUCUUUAAGAAAAUUCUUUUUUCAGUCACUUAAGAUACAUGCAUAAUUCAAUAUGGACAAUGAAAAACCGAUGGGUAGCAGUUGGUCAACGAUUAACCAUAACUCAGAGAAUAUUAUUCAGCCAGAUUUGUUAUGCCAUCAUAACAUAACAACUGAUCCUCACCAAAUAAGUAAUUUAAAUCUGGAUAAAUUAGUUAAAAACCAUAGUGACUCAUGCAUUCAAAUAAAAUUAUUUGAAGAAGAAUGUGCUCUUUUAACCAACAAUUUACAAAGUGUACACUUAACACGUGAUAAUCCAACUUCCAUUAAUUUACCAUCAAGAAGCCGUCGUCUAGUUCCUAUAAAUAAUAGAACUGAAGAUUACAGUUAUGAAUCUAGUUCUGAUAGUGAAUUUAGUGACAAUACAGACAAAUUUUUGAACAUUGACCUCGAAACUAGAACAAUUCCUGAACUUACAGCUGAAGAAGAACUUAAAGAAGAAAGAAAUUGGAGAUCUUGUUCAAUACACAGUUAUUAUCAGUACACUAUACCCAGGGAUUGCACAUCGAAAAAGUUAUUGUUAUUAAAUAUGAAUAAACCCAAGGAUGAUGACCAAACGUUUGUCAUAAAAAUAUUAGAUGAUCUACGUUCAACAAAUAAUCGGUCAAAACCACUAAGGAUGCAUUAUGAUACAAGUAUUGGUCUCUCUACUAAUGAUUCAUUAUUAUCUAAUAAACGACGAAGAUCUUGUAGUCCAGAUUUACAAGAAUCUAUGCUUACACCAGUUACUUCUCCUUGGGAAUCUCGUCGUAUCAAACAAGAACUUAUUAGUGCUCGUGCUGAAAUUGCAUCAUUGCAAGAACGAAAUAAAACAUUAUUUAAUCUCAAAAAAGAAUCUGAUCUUUUAUUUGAAAGAGAAAAAAAUGCAUUAGAACAUAAUAUAAAUAAAUCAAAAUUUAUGAUUGAACAAUUAGACAAUCGAUUAAAAGAAUUGCGUCAUGAAAAAUUAAGUUUGAAGGAUGAAAAUGAUAAUUUAUCAAAAAAACUUGAUAUGGUGUUAGAAGAAAACAAUAUUAAAAUAUCUAAAAUUGAAAAAGAAAACAAAGAACUUGAAACCAAAUUAAAUAAUGUAACUUUUGAGUUAACAAAAUGCCAAAAUGAAAGUGUUACAAAAAACUGUUCGGACUUUGAAUUAAAUGAAAUAAAAAAAACUUUGAGGUCUAAUGAAAAAUAUAUUGAAGAAUUGACUAAUAACCUUAGAAAAAAACAAAUUGAAAUUAAUACGUUAGAAAAUGAUCAAGUUAAAUUAAAUAGUGCAAAUCAAAGAAUUAAAAGUUUAGAAAAUGAGUUAGCUUUAUUACAUGAAAACUCUAUGAUAGUUAAUUCACAAAGAGAGAAGUUAAAAAGAUUUAGUUCCAUGGAAAGUGAACUAAUUUCAUUGAGAGGAGAAGUAGCUAUUUACAGAAAUGAUGUAAAGCAAACAGAAAUACUUGAAAACAAAGUUGCCACUUUAGAAAAUAAGUUGGUCAAGUAUGAGUUAUUAGAAAAAGAAGCUAUAGAAUUACGAUCAAAUUUGGCUAUUUGUGAAGAUCGUUUAAAAAAAUGGAUUGAUGUGUGCCAAGAUUGCUGUGAAAAUAUAUCAGAGAGUCAGUGUUAUCCAGAAUACUUAAGAUACUAUGUAGAAAAUUUAAAGAAAAAAGAAAUGUUCCUAGUAAAUGAAAAGGGUGAACUUCAAAGCAGUUUGGCUCGAUUGGAAUUGAAAAUAAAACAAAUAGAAAACGAUUUUAUUAAAAUGAAAGAUCAACUCACAGUUGCAGGAAAUAAUAGUAGUAAACUUGAAGGAACUAUUAAACGAUUAAAAAAACAAUUGUAUAUGGUUACAUGGGAACGCAAUGAUCUUCGUGAAUUAAUAGAUUCCUUCCAAAAAGAAGUAACUGUCAUUGGUAAUUUAAAUGGAGAGGAUACAAAAAUGGAAGUUCUAGAAAAAGCAAUAACUGGCUAUAAAAAUCGUAUGACUGAAAUCGAAACUGAUCCUUCAUUAUACUGUCCUACUGAUAAUGAUAAAAGGUGGAUUGAAGAAAAGACAGCACUUCUUAAAGAAAAGGAAGAACUAAUAAAUAAAUGUAAACAACUGGAAGAAAAAUGUGUUGAUUUGAGAGAUCAAAUUGACCAUAGAGCUCUAAAAGGAGAUUUCAAUCUUAGGGAAACUAAAGUUUUACAUUUUAAGAUGAACCCUGCUUCUGAAGGAUUUAAUAAUUAUCAAAAUGAUCUAUUACAAGCCAAACAAGAAAUAGAAAAAUUAAAAGAACGUAUUAAAGCUAUGCAAGAAGGUAUAUCUAUGAAUCUUACUCAAGUAGUUGAUGACAGAGUAGAAACAAAUGCAUCUCAAGAAGUUGAAGGUCUGAAAGAAAAAUUAAAAUCUCAAGAAAUACAAAAUCAGCGAUUACGGGAAGUGUUUAAAAAAAGUAGCCAGGAGUUUAGAGAAUCUGUUUAUACAUUAUUAGGUUAUAAAGUGGAUGGAUUGCAAAACAAUAUGUACAGACUUACAAGUCAAUUUGCUUUCCAUGAAGAAGAUAACUUAUUGUUCCAAUUAAAUGAAGGUUCUAUGAAUUUAUUAGAAACUUCAUUUUCAAAAACUAUUGAAGAAAUGAUAAAUAUACAUUUAGGUCAACAGCGCUCCAUACCUGUAUUACUAUCUAGUUUGACUAUUGAUUUAUUCAGUAAACAAAGUAUGGUUAUGACUGCAGAUUCGACUAGAUUGGAAUCUGCAAUCAACUAAUUUACUUUUCAAAAUUUUCUUAAAAAAUAUGAUAUUUUUUGAAAAAAUGAUUACAAAAAUAUAUUAAUUUAAAUAAUGUAGACAUAAUAAACUUAUUAUAUAAGAUUUUUAUUUUUUAAUUAAUUUAGAUCCUUUUGUUUAAACUUUAAUUUAUAUUAAUUUGUCACCAAUCAAUUUUGGAAUCAAAUAUUGCUUUUUUAACAUUUUUUAUAAGUAAUAUAUUUAGUACACAUUAUUUUUAUCUUAUGAUAUU